AUGGAGCUAAAGAACUCUUCUUUGUCUGACCAUUUUGACUUCCAAAGCGCACACACCAUUGAGGGAAAAUGCAUUGUUCACACCUUCAAAAACUACACGAGGCUUGAGAACGUUGGUGCAGAGGACUAUUAUUGCCGAUUCGAGUACAAGGCUGCUACUGGCGCGUUUACCCCUGACCGUGUUGCCGUGUAUCAUCCUGCGUGUGUUGGCAUGACGAUAGAAGAAGCAAAGAAGCUUGAUCACUUUGUAUGCGCCGAAUGCAGUUCUGAUGACGAUGUCAAGAAAUCGCAGAACGGGUUUACAGCUGAUGAUGCCAAGGUUUGUUUCCCUCUUUUUAGUCAUCUCCUGUAUAGAUCUUCUAUGCCGCUCUGUGUGCAUCCAUGUCCUCAUUGA
Molecule: messenger RNA, 393 nt
Organism: Microthlaspi erraticum
Lineage: Eukaryota; Viridiplantae; Streptophyta; Magnoliopsida; Brassicales; Brassicaceae
Source: the annotation of a GenBank genome assembly